Messenger RNA from Odontomachus brunneus, 4460 nucleotides. Its product is annotated as SCY1-like protein 2. Gene Ontology annotation, biological process: protein phosphorylation. The transcript is spliced from 7 exons. Bases 228 to 2849 code for a protein of 873 amino acids. NCBI's taxonomy places the organism in Eukaryota, Metazoa, Arthropoda, Insecta, Hymenoptera, Formicidae. Gene Ontology annotation, molecular function: protein kinase activity; ATP binding. The record is from RefSeq and is a predicted model, not a curated record.
GCCGAUCGGUUGCUGAUAAUCGCUGAGUGAUUACACAUCGCCUGUCUCUGAUUCAUGGCGAUAACGACGAUAAUUUUCGGAGCACUCGUUAAAAUAACAUUUGUCUAGAGAGACACGGUCUUCGCAGAAGCAGACAGACACUUCGUUGGCGUGGAAUAUCCGCAAGUGAUACUUCAUGUGCGCGUGUCUUUUCGUGAGGACAUCAUUAUCGAGUGACAACUGACAGGAUGGAUGUUCUGAACAAACUACGAAACACAGUCAGCAAUACCAUUAGUAAUACGGUUCAAAACACAGCGUAUGGUCUGUCGCAGUUGUCCAGCGUUUUACCUGGCAAUCCUGUGACCAGAGAAUUCGAAGCGACCGCUCAUGUGGCAAGUGCCGGCCCAGGAUUACUAUGGAAAGUCUACAGCGGUUACAAGAAGUCUACCAAGCAGGAGGCUGCGAUUUUCGUUUUCGAAAAACGCAUGCUGGACAGGUGGUCUGCCAAAACCGACCGCGAACUCGUAUUGGAAACCCUGAAGCGUGGUGUGACGCAGUUGACGAAACUGAGGCACCCACAGGUUUUGAUAGUGCAACAUCCACUCGAGGAAUCAAGAGACAGUCUUGCAUUUGCGACUGAACCAGUAUUUGCUAGUCUGGCUAAUGUAUUAGGUAAUUAUGAGAAUAUACCUCAACCAACACCAACAAACUUGAGAGAUUAUAAGCUACACGAUAUAGAAAUACGCUAUGGAUUGUUGCAAUUAGGAGAAGGUCUGGCAUUUUUGCACGGUGAUGUCAAACUGUUACAUAGAAAUUUGUGUCCAGAAUCAAUAGUUAUUAAUAUUCAUGGAGCAUGGAAAAUAUUUGGCUUUGACUUCUGUGCCUUAAAUCAAAGUUCAGAUAGUAAACAGCCAUCAUGGUCAUAUUUGGAAUAUGAUCCAACACUUCCACCUGUUGUCCAACCUCACCUGAAUUACCAGGCACCUGAGUGCAUAUUAGCAAGCAGUAAUGGGCCACCGAGUGAUAUUUUUGCUCUAGGCAUACUGAUAUAUGUAAUACACUCUUCAGAACAUCAGACACUUUACGAAUCUCACAGUGACCUAGGAAAAUGCCGACGUUUUCUUGAAAGUCUCAAGAGAUCCAAUAUCUCAGCAAAGCUGCUUUCAAUUCCUGAAACUCUCAGGGAUACUGUAAAGCUUAUGUUGAAUCAUAGUCCAGAACUUAGAUUAGACGCCCAUCAAUUCAUAAAGAUCGAAUAUUUCACAGAUAUUGGCGUUAAGACGUUGAAUUACUUGGACAAGUUAUUCCAGUGGGAUAAUCUCCAAAAGUCGCAAUUUUACAAAGGACUCCCGCAGCUCUUGAAACAGUUGCCACACAGAGUCGUGCUACACAGAGUAUUACCCGCGCUUUACAAAGAGUUGGUUAAUCCACCUAUGAUACCAUUCGUACUGCCGAGUAUAUUGCAGGUGAUGGAAAUUACCGAAGUGGAGGAGUUUCGAGAGCAUAUCCUUCCCAACUUAAAACCUGUUCUUGCUUUGGAAGAUCCGCCACAAAUCAGCUUAGUUCUCAUGCAGCAAGUUAAUCUACUGCUCAAAUUAUGUCCUACGGACGUCAUUAAGACCGACAUAGUGCCUAUGUUGCUGCGUGCAUUGGAAUCCGAAUGGGAGCAACUCCAGGACCUUUGCCUAUCAGCGUUACCAAAUAUAGUGACAAUGAUCGAGGGGCCAGUGAUAAAAAACGCUAUACUGCCGCGAAUGAAGAAGAUAUGUUUGUCACCGGGGAAGAAGUCAAGUAGUCUCGGGGUCCGCGUUAACUGCUUGCUGUGCCUUGCGAAGAUGUUGCCGAAUUUCGAUCGCUGGCUGGUGUUUGAUCAGAUAUUACCAUUUCUGCAGGAAGUUCCGCAUUCUGGCGAGCCAGCCAUUUUAAUGGCCAUUAUAGGUAUUUACAGGAUGCUACUCACUCACAGCAAGUUGGGUAUGGGUAAAGAAAUAUUGGCGACGAAAGUAUUACCAUUCCUGUUACCUCUCUGCAUAGAGCAAAAUCUCAGUAUGUCCCAGUAUGAAACGCUUUCGACUCUGGUGGUCGAUAUGAUAAAUCGAGUGACUAGCGAGCAUCGAGAUGCAUUGCGGCAAUUGGACGCGGUGCGUCGCGAGACGCAGCAAUUUGAUCAGGCGCUCUCUCAAGCGGCGUCGCCUACUUUUAUGCAAAACAACAGUCUGAGUGACAUUAAUUUAACACCGGAGAUGCCGCCCGCGAACGCUAAUCUUAAAACUGUAAAUAUCGAGAAUGGACUAACCAUGGAGGAUAAGUUCAGGUUAAUUCAACAGCAGGAAGCUCAUCAGAGGUUGCAGUCUCAACCCAUAUUGACCCCCAAAGCUGUAUCGCAGCCUACCAAACUGCAGCCAAAAGAUCUGACGGCGACUUUGCUGAAGAACAAUCUGGACGAGUUGAACUUGUCCAUGUCGAAGUCGACUAUGUCGCAGUCUGAUUACUCAGGCAAGAACACCGCGAGCCUGUCUUGGAAUAAAAAUAACAAUAUCAAUCAGACGCAGCCGCAAUUCAUGACGUCCCCGAUGUUGAGUUCGCAAACGAUGCAGGCGAGUAGACCGAUGAAUUGGAACUCUAACGGAAUUAACACACCGAUGAAUUGGAACUCUGACCAGUCUGCGUCAAUGUGGAAUCCAGUCGCUCCGCAGAACAAUACUAUGUAUUCGCAGUGGGAGGGACAGGCGAAAUUCGCAACGCAACCGGAGAUCAGGCCCAACUUAAAUUUCCCCGGCACAAUGCAACCUUUCAUGUCGCCGACCAAUACACAAACCGCAAACAAGCCGAACUCAUCCACGCAAGAUAUCAUGGAUUUGCUCAGUUAAUUCACUUGACGCGAUUCUGGCUGUGGUUUCGUUAAAAAUGAAAGUCAAGUCAGUACAUAUUAAGUCGCGAAAAGACAAAUCGUCUUUUAUAUCAACACCAGCAAUCAAGGAUUGCAGUAUUACACACAUCAGGUUAAGAACAUUUUUAACGUAUAUUCAAUAUAGAGGCUGUUUCGCGCAAAGUAAGUCAAUCGCAAUUCUUGGGAAAGCCCUGUCGGGAAAAGCGCGGAUAUUUAGAGUGAAGUUAAUAUAUCAAGCAUUACAAUUAAUUUCUUUUUUUUUUUAUUUAAAAUUUGAGAUGCUCGAUCAGACUUUAUGCGAUACAGUCUUGUAUAAUACACGAUCGACGUUCGGAUGUUUGUUUUUCCUACGAUAAUUUCUUAUCACGCGAUAACGUCGUUGAUAAAAGUCCGUAUGUGUUGUAAGUCGUAAAUCUCCCCCGACCGUCAGUCUGCCGCAAACUUGACGUUUGCGUCGACGUUUUAAUAUUUCAUGUGAGCCCUAUUAAUAUAGAUAUAUUUGUACAAUCACGUUCGGAGCGUAUCUUGCAGGUGACAUUAAUUCCUGAAUGCGCGAAUGAACAAGUACGAUGUGGCAUGUAAGUUACUACGAACGAGGGACAGUAAUAAGCACGAAUGUAUGAUAAAAAAAAAUGGCAGUCACCGUUUUUUAUACGGAAACGCGUAGUGUUUUCAUCGUGAUUCAACUCGCCAUAAUCUCUCACGCUUCGAUGUACAUAUGUAGCUUGGUCGCGGGACAAAGGGCUAACUUUUACGUAAGAGCUCUAAAAUAUAUAAUAUGUACAAGCAUAUAUUGCUCAUUCCAACGAACCAGAGAUCCACGGAUCGUUGGUUCCAUUCCGUAAUUUGCAAUUUGUAACGACGCUCGUGCGUAUGUAGCAAUCCGUACACCGAAAGAAUUUUAUAGUAAAAAUCACUAUAGGAUUUUCUGUAACCGAAGAAUAGAUUGACAUUCAACAAUAAUUCAUUAUCCUGUCAUUUCAUAUGUGCCAUUUAUAUUUUAAGAACCGAAAUGUGUUAUUAAAACACUUGUUAUGUUUCUAGCAAAAUUUAGUAUGCUAAAAUUUACUAUGCUAUGGUAAAAUUAGAAAGAAUUUAUAUGAAAAGAAAAACUAUGAUAUAUUUUCCCUAUGUAUAUCAAUUUUAUUGAUGCAAAUAUUGCCCGGCAUCCACUUCAUCACUUUAACACGUAAAAAUAGCUUGCAUUUCAAUAAUAAUACAAUGAUAAUAUACUCGUAUAUUAUCAUGAAAUGAUCAAGCACGCGCUUAUGUUGCGAGUGGACGAGACAAUGCACAUUAGUUUUAUUCGAAAUCGCACGGAGGAACAUCGCGUCUCCGGAUUUUAUCGCAAAUGUUUCGUUAUUCUGUGUGCGUGAUUGUCACAUACGAGCGAGUGAGCUCGAUUCAAUCGCGCGACUCGAUGAAAUUGUAAAAAAGAAGGUAUAGAUAUAUAAUGUUAUUUCUAUUUUAUCUUUUGCGCGUGUUCUCUAAUAUUAUCCCGAGGAUCUAUUUCUUUAUUUAUUUUGCUGUUGUGCACGAUUGUUAACGGUCACUGUCCGAGUCUAAUAAAUCUGCUGAAAAUGUUUAUUCA